CCUUUUAGCUCUAUUAGCAAAUUCGGGACCUUUAUUACCCUAUGGGUCAGAUUCGUGGUGGCACAUAAUUCCUUUUGUCCCAAAUCUUUCAUUACUCAUUACGCUGAUAUACAUUACAUAUUAUAUUCUAUUGGAACCGUUUGCUGGGGCUUUAUAUUCCGUAAUACUCUUAUACAUGGUAUAUCAUGCAACUAACUUCAAUGCUUCAUAUCCAAAUCACAAUACACUUGCUUUCAUUGUUCAUAUCACUUCAUGGAUUGCACAAUUUAUUGGUCAUGGGUUUGCCGAAAAAAGAAGCCCAGCCUUAAAGGAUAAUUUUACACAAGCAAUCCUUCUUGCUCCCUUAUUUGUCUGGCUGGAAGUCCUUUUCUCAAUAGGAUAUCGAUCAGAACUUCAGAAAAGAGUAGGCUCAGGAGUUGAUCUUGCUAUCGCUAAAUUCAAAAAAGAAAAAUCAAAAGGAUCAAAAAGCUAA
Molecule: messenger RNA, 472 nt
Organism: Acaulospora morrowiae
Lineage: Eukaryota; Fungi; Glomeromycota; Glomeromycetes; Diversisporales; Acaulosporaceae
Source: the annotation of a GenBank genome assembly